Megachile rotundata (alfalfa leafcutting bee) is the source of this 1930-nucleotide messenger RNA. It is a transcript of the gene Metrn, whose product is annotated as meteorin. NCBI's taxonomy places the organism in Eukaryota, Metazoa, Arthropoda, Insecta, Hymenoptera, Megachilidae. Gene Ontology annotation, molecular function: hormone activity. The record is from RefSeq and is a predicted model, not a curated record.
ACAAACGAGUUGAGUCGGAGCAAACGAGUAACCAGCAUCGGUGUGAAAAGAAUAACGGGGAAGGUAGAAAGCGAACAACGGAACGGAACGGAAUGAAAUGGAACGGAAUUGCAUAGCGUACUAGAAAAUAAUCGCGUAUGUACCAGUUGCGUGUCAGAGUUCGUACGAUCGGUCGCAGACGAUCAUUCGGUAGAAAGCGAGCAGAUUUUCACGCGUUCGUCGCACGGUAAGCAUGAUUCUUCGGGUAUAUUCGACGUGGUUAGCUGCGCAUAAACGAUCGUACGAUCGCGCGACUGAAAGGUUCAGUGCAGAAACGAGAGCAAGCAUUUCGCGAGAGUGAAGUGCGCAACAAAGUUGUCCAUAAUCUGUCGAACAUUUUUAACGAACGUUCAUCUUGGACCGUGUCUCGUUAACGAUGGUAAUGGUUUUGAGAAACCAGAAAUGGCAAUAACGAUGGUAUCGCGUUAAAACGGAAGGUUAGAACCGAAAAAGCAAAGACUAAAUGUGAACUCUGUCACCGAUUUAAAUACCUUCAUCUUUAUCUCUUGUUUAACAAACCGUUUUAUCGAACGUUCCUCCUGUAACGUUGAAGAACUAACGAUUACGAGUACGAGAAUGUCUUCCGAUCGGAACGAAUGAACUUGAAAAUCUGAUCACUGGACCAAAAACCAUCGAAGGAUUCGAUGAUAAAACGCACGGAAAUUGAAAUGUGCGCCGUCGAAAUUUAGUCGAAGCGAAGCGAUUCGUAAUCAAGGAGAAAGAAUGCUCACUUUCGACGCUCGUUCGUUGCUUUUGCUAUUUUCGUUGCUGCUUAUUAGCAUCGUGUCAUCGGCCCCAACCUACGAACACGUUGCUCUUCAAACCAUUGCAGACCAGUGCGACUGGAUCGGAAGCGGAGGUGGUGGCCGAGGUGUCCGACCUGUGUAUCUGCGAUGCUCGAGGGGAACCGUAUUUUGGCGUUAUCCACGCGGGGCCUUACGGGUGGUUUUAUCGCCCCCCGUAUCGACCGGAUUCGUUUCGAAAGUCCACUACGAAUUCAUUGGCAAAAGAAGCAAAUACGAAGCGAGGAGAAACAGUAGCAUCGACACUAAUUCGAUCAGCAACGACGGUGUUUUUCGAUUGUCCGGAUUCCGUACGUGCACCAAGGUGUCAGGACCGAUAAGAGUAUACUUGGAGACCCAUGGAAAGCUUCGACCGGUGUAUUCUCCGAGAGACGGCAAGCACGAAGCUUCGCACAGAUGCUUCCGCGCGAAAAAGCAACCCGCGGCGCUUUACAUAGAGGCGGAGGAAACGGGUGCGUCGGGUGAACGUCGUCAGGAUGCAAAAUUGCAAUACGAUCUGGAGUUGCGUUACGUGGACGAUCGGGAGGACGGGAGAUCGCGUUUGUUCAGCGACGAGGAGGAGGAGGAUUGUCGACCGUGCUCCAUGGAUGAACUGGCUAAAGCUUAUUGCCAAAGCGACUUGGUAGCCAGAGGUACGGUGAGCGCUGUCGAGAAACAACCAAGUUUGGAAGCUGCAGAACUCGUCCUUGGAGUGACCAAGAUGUUGCGUCGAAUCGAGGAGAACGAGGGAAGCAACGACGUGGAUGUGGCGGAAUCGUACGAUCGAGAAAAGGUUCGCGUAAGGGUACCUACUGCCUGCGACGCGCGCCACGGUCAGGGAGAAUUCGUGAUAAUGGCCAAACGGCGACUUGGUGAUCUUGUUCUCGUCUGCGCACCGAGGCUCGAAACUUGGGUAAAAGCAGUCCACGAACUGGAUACGGCGCCCUGUGUUCUUCGAAGUUAGCCAAUUCGCUAGCCACACAUUUCCAACCAGAUAUUUGUAAAUACUUAAUAUUUUUCUAUUUUCUACCACGCGAAUUAUCGAUCUCCGAACUGUGAUAUUGUUUUGUAGAAAUUUUAUCGCAACAAAUACAUCUGUUCAGCAACGA